AGUGACAUCGCUUCUAUGCUGCUUCUUCUCCAUCUCUUGCCACCCACAGCGGGAGGGAAGAGGACCAAAAUAAGUCCAAGUGCUGCAGUGGAGAAAAUGGUGCACUUUCAUAAGUCAUGCUGCUCCAUCAAUGAAUAUCUGCAGGAAAGGGAGAGUAAACAACCAUACAUCCUUGCCAUUGGCCGAACCCAGAAGGCGAUUGAUACCUUCUACAUCGCCGUUGACAAACAGCUCAUCCUCUGCCAAGCCACCAGCUCGUUGGGUGCUUUUGAUGAACUGUUUAAAUCCCACUACGUGUUCAACUUGUCUUAUGAUGAGUCCCUGGUCCAUUUCUACACUUUUCUGCAGACAACGGUCUACAACAUUGAUGUUACCACAACAGAUGAGUCUCCAAGAGUUUGUGAGUUGCGGGCAAAACUUUUGAAUGACAUAUGAAUAUGUUUAAAUGUUUUGUAUGUCAAGCAGUGCAUGCUACCAGUCAGUGCCUAAUAACUCAUUUGAGAAUCUGCCACAGUUUCUAUCCAAGCACUAGGUUUAAGUUAGUUUGUGCACAAGAUCAUUGUAGGCGUCAGUUUUCAACAUUUUCAGGUUUUAAAAAGCAUUUAAUUAGUGUGCACGAUAAGGAUUGUCAAAGUGGUGAUGCAGAAACCUCAGAGUCAUUUCAGGCGGAUUUUCACAGUUUACAAAAUAGUACAGAAGUUGGAACAGAAGCAACAAGUGUCGUGCAGAGCCCUGACACUGGGUAUUUUGAUAAAAAUGGAUCAGGUCAAAGUAUAAAAGAAAACACAGAAGAUAUCUCUGCUACAAUUAUUGCCAAACUCCAUGGUAGUGGAAUGGCAAAUAGUGUAGUUUCGUCAAUUGUUAGUGAUUUGGAAGAAUUUGCUGGUGGUCUGCACUCCCAAGUUAAGCAUGAAAUACUGUCUGCCGUGCCAAAAGAUAACCCUGUAAGAUCUACAUUGGAAAAGGGUUUUGACAAUUUAGAAAACCCAUUUGUGAGUUUUAAUACUGAAACUAAAAGAAUGAAGUAUUUCAACAAAAAAUGGGGAAUUGUGGAGCUGCUGGGAAAAAAUUUAGGAGUUAGAUUUGAUACAAGACGAAAUAAAAGUACAGGUACUUAUGAUCAGGUCCCAGUGAAAGACACUUUAGUUUACAUUCCAAUUUUGGAAACUAUUAAAUGUAUCUGUCGCAAUUCUUAUAUUUGUGAACUACUUGCAAAACCAUGUGUAUCAAAAGACAGAUAUGAAGACUUUUGUUAUUUUAAGUCACAUCUAUUGUUCUCAAAAACACAGAGUUCUUUACUAAUUCAGCUUUACUAUGAUGACUUUGAGACUGCUAACCCACUAGUUUCAAAACGUGGUGUUCACAAAGUUGGUGCUCUUUAUUUUGUCCUCUGAAAUCUGCCUCCACAGUUAAACUCUGUAUUGAUGAACAUUCAUUUGGUGGCAUUGUUUCACACAGAAGAUGUGAAAAAAUAUGGCUUUGGUCCUAUUUUACAGCCUCUAAUUGAUGACAUCAAAAUAUUGGAGAGUGAUGGCAUUGAUUUGCCUUUCUCAUCUGAAAAGGUCUAUGGCACUAUAUGUCAGAUAACUGGGGACAACUUGGGGAUGCAUGGAAUAAUGGGUUUUACAGAGUCUUUCAGUGGACGUCACUUCUGUCGUUUGUGUUUGAUUGAAAAAGAGGAUGCUCAGAAUGUUUACAAAGAGGAUGACCCAAAGAUAAUCUUGCGUGGAAAAGACAUUUUGGUCUAAAGAAGAAUUCAACUCUUAACAGCCUACAGUACUUUCAUGUUUGCUACAACUUUUCUUUGGACAUAAUGCAUGACAUACUUGAAGGGGUGGCUCAGUAUGAGAUAAAGUUACUGUUUGAAUAUCUCUCGGAAAAUGUGUUGUCAAAACCUGGUCCUUUGUCACGAAUCUAUGCUUUUGACUAUGGCUACUUGGAGCGCAAAAAUCGUCCGACAAGGGUCAACUUGGACAGUAUAGGCAAUAAUAUAGGACUCAACUCUAUUCAGACUCUUUGUCUGGUAAGAAACAUUCCUUUGAUUUUUGGUGACAUUGUGCCAGAAGGAAACCAGAAUUGGACUUUACUGUUGCUUUUACUGCAGAUAAUUAACAUCAUAUUCUCUCCAUCUGUUACACUAGGCAUGACUGCAUUUGAAGCAUUUAAUAAUGGAACACCAUGACUUGUUCAAACACUUGUAUCCAGGUAGAAACCUGAUUCCUAAACAUCAUUUUAUGUUACAUUACCCGUCUUGUAUUCGAAAAAUUGGACCGUUAAUACAUAUGUGGAGUAGGAUAUUUGAGGCAAAACACACGGUUUUCAAAAGCACACUAAAAAACUUCAAGAACAUCACUGUAUCACUUGCCAAAAAACAUUAAAUGUCGAUAGCGGCCAAUUGGGAAACCUCUUCUUUGAACCAUAUUGAGUAUGGACCUUUGAAAACAUUUAAUGUGGACAAUGAGGAAAGUGGUGAAAUGUUUGCCCAAGCCCUGCCCGCUGUAUCAAAAGACAUCUUCUCUACUAACUGGGUAAAGAUCAGCGGGGUAGAGUACAGAGCCGGGUUAGUCAUUUUCAGUGGUACAGAACAAGAAAUGCCUGUGUUUUGCAGAAUAAAAAACAUACUUUUAGUCAACAGUGUGAUCUACUUCAUAGUGAAUAAGCUCAUGGUUGACCAUUUCAGUGAGCACCUUCAUGCCUACAAUGUGUUUGAAAGUGAUGAAAAAAAUGUGAUGAAAGUAGACAGUCUUCAAAUUUAUAAGCCUUUUGACUUACAAAGUGCUUAUGGUGGAGAUGAUAGCCUUUAUAUUGUACCAUUAUGUUCUCUGUAAGUGUGCAUAGAGUUCAGUUGUAUGGUGCUUGGAUAUUUGUAAUUAAAAAAGAUUAAUUCAUUGAAUGUUUGUUUUUUCUGGUAGUGAAAAAGCAUGUUCAGAACAUCAAAUGUGACACAACUGUCAUGAAUACACUUUAGUGUAAAAUAACACUGAAUGAUUUAAAUUAACACUUUUAAGAGUAAGGGAGUAACACGAUUUAGAUGUAAAAAUACACUUUAAAGUGUCAUCAAAUAACACUGUGAAUGUUAGAAAUUAACACCCUCAGUGAAAAGGAAUAACCCCAGUUUAGUGUAAAAAUUACUCUUAAAUGUGUUAAGAAACAACACUCUAAGUGUUACAUUUUUAACACUAUUAUGGAGUUAAAAUAUUAACACCGUCCAAA
Messenger RNA from Gasterosteus aculeatus aculeatus (three-spined stickleback), 3213 nucleotides. Lineage: Eukaryota; Metazoa; Chordata; Actinopteri; Perciformes; Gasterosteidae. The record is from RefSeq and is a predicted model, not a curated record.